AUGUCCCUUUUUGCGGCCGCAGCAAUUACAAUUGCUGGUUUUACAUGGCAUUACUGCAGUGUCAAUUGUCUUCAAAAAAGUGUCGCUUCAACGAUUGAACAAUUUGAAGCCCAGAAGAAUCAAUGUUCUCAAUGUCGAGCAUUGAAUGCUUCAACAUCUUGUGACAAAACGAGAGAUAACGACGGAAGUAAGAAUUCUUCUGCUUUAUCUUCUGAUAACAACAUGAGACAAGACUGCAAAAGUUCUGUGGAAAACAAAGUGAGCUGUAAUCCUGGACCUAUCACCAAAAAUGCCUUUUUUAACUUCGUGCGUGCUCAACGUUUGGCACGUUGCGGACAUCCUCAAACUGAAAUUGUUCGUGAAGCUGCAAGACGAUGGCGUUUAAUGUCACCACAAGAAAGAAAUUGCUACAAAAUGGAAAAUCUUUGA
Molecule: messenger RNA, 429 nt
Organism: Clunio marinus
Lineage: Eukaryota; Metazoa; Arthropoda; Insecta; Diptera; Chironomidae
Source: the annotation of a GenBank genome assembly